Molecule: messenger RNA, 6432 nt
Organism: Pantherophis guttatus
Lineage: Eukaryota; Metazoa; Chordata; Lepidosauria; Squamata; Colubridae
Gene: MAP3K14
Product: mitogen-activated protein kinase kinase kinase 14
Biological process (GO): canonical NF-kappaB signal transduction; protein phosphorylation
Molecular function (GO): protein kinase activity; ATP binding
Source: RefSeq, a predicted model, not a curated record
CUCCCUCUCCGUGGCCGUUCACUUUCUUCAUAGUCUCAGGCUGAACUGCGGAGGAGGCUGCAAGCGGUCGGCCGGCUUCUCUUUCUCCUUUCCGCCGACAGUAACAUACCAAAAAUAAGAGAUGGCAGUAAUGGAAAUAGCUUGCCAGGACAAUACAGAUCCAGCUAUUGGAUCUCCAAAGGAUCUCCUAAAGGGCAAAGGGCCAGAAGAAGUAAUGAGUGAAAAGAAAAGCAGUGUUUGCAAAGUAGAGGAGUCAGACAAAAAGAUAUUCCAUGAAUCAUGGAAGAUCCUGAAUGAUGUGAUUGCUAAAGGAACUGCCAAGGAAGACAGCGGACAAGGGAGCUUAGCCUCAAUAUCCAUCAUUGCCCAGGCAGAAUGUGAGAUAAGCCAGGAGUUCAGUCCCACUUAUUCAGAGAGGCCUUUUAUUGCUCACACAAAGCGAUAUAGCCGGUCUUGCAGCCUUGAUCAAAUCCCCAAUAAUGUGGCUCAUGCAACUGAAGGAAAAAUGGCUCCAGGUUCCUGGAAGGCCUUACAUUGCGGCAAAUCCCGGAAGAAACAGCGAAAGAGAAAGUCCACCCUUAAAACACCAAAAAGAGCAUCCUCCCUAAGUCGAAAGCCAAGGACUCCGGAGCAGGAGAGCUGUGUACCCAUACCUGUGCAGGAAGAUGACUCUCAUUUGGGCACCCUCUUCAAUAUCACUUCAUGGCAUUCAGAACUAUGUAAAGAUAUCGGUUCUGAUUUCAGUUCCUUUGAGAAACCAAGCCAAGUUUUAUCUACUAGCAAGUUACACAUGAUAAAGAACCAAGCAAAGCUAGAGUUACACAAGUUGAUCAGCCCUGCUCAGUGCUUGAGUCAUGUUUGGAAAUCCUAUACACAGGACAAUUUGGGCUCUCAAUUGGAGAUUGUGCAUCCCUCUCCUUCAAACAAAUUUCCUCCUUAUUUGUAUGGCCAUAGCUAUUUGCUUCCUGCUUUGAAACCUGGCCCUCUGAAGACUUAUAUUUUUGAUGAUCUUUCAAAUGUAGAUGAUGAAUGUUACCUUUCAGACUUGGAUCUGACGCCUAGCUUUUCCAAAUGUCAUCAGUCUGCAAAAAACACUUCGGAUACUUUUUCUAUGGAUGAAUUUCUAGUAGAUGCAUUGAAGGGAAAUGUUAUUCUUGGAGAACCAAGAAACCUAGCUUGUUUGGCCAAGACUUGGAAAGAUGGAUCAAGUUCAAAAGUGUGCCUGAAGGAAAUCAAUGAAAAUGAAGGAGUGUUGCUUACAGAGAAACUUAAAGCAGUCGAUUAUGAGUACCGAGAAGAGGUUCACUGGACUAAAUCUCAAGGUUUGCUCGGCACAGGCUCUUUUGGAGAAGUGUACAAAAUGGAGGACAAACAGACCGGCUUUCAGUGCGCAGCCAAAAAGGUACAAGUUGAACACUUUCGUGCAGAAGAGUUGUCAACAUGUGCUGGAGUGACACAUGCCAAAGUCCUCCCAUUAUAUGGAGCAGUGAAAGAAGGCCAGUGGGUUACUAUCUUCAUGAAACUGAUGGAAGGUGGGUCAUUAGGCCAGCUAGUUAAGCAGUGUGGAUACCUACCUGAGGACAGAGCUCUUGAUUAUCUCAGCCAAACACUGGAGGCCUUGGAAUACCUCCACACCCACAAUAUUCUCCAUGGAGAUGUAAAAGCUGACAAUGUCCUUUUAUCUGGUGACAGAAGCCAUGCUGUUCUCUGUGAUUUUGGUCAUGCAGCUCAACUUCAUCCAGAUGGCAUAAGGAACUAUUUAAUGACAGGGGAUUAUGUCCCGGGCACUGAAACCCACUUGGCUCCUGAAAUCAUAAUGGGAAAGCACUGUGAUUUCAAGAUAGACAUCUGGAGUAGCUGUUGCAUGAUGCUGCACCUACUGAACGGGUACCAUCCUUGGAUUAAGUACUAUAAUCAUCCUCUGUGCCUCAAAAUAGCCAAAGAGCUACCCCCUCUGAGAGAAAUUCCCCCCUCCUGUCACCCAUCCACUGUUCGAGUCAUUACCUCUGGCCUUGAGAAAGACCCUACAAAACGAGCUUCUGCAGCAGAGCUAAGGAAGAAAACCUGCAUAGCACUUAAGCAAGUGGGAGGACUGCAGAGUUCCUGGAGUGGUGAAUACAGAGAACCUAGAUGCCUGCAGUCAACACAGAAAGCUAUUCUCGCAGAACUACUAUUAUCCAUACCUGAACUCCCGGAUAGCCAAAAGGUGUUGUCUAGAAGCCCUAGACCUCCGUUGCCAUGUCAGGAUCUGACUGAGAGAAAGCAGUUAAUUAACCCAGACAUGUGCAAGGAAUUACUGCCACCAUGUGACUCCCUUCUACCAUCCUUCCUGGUACCAGCCAGUACUAGGAAAUACAACAUGACAGAGUGGAGGACUCCCAGCAUUGACCACGACCUUCAGCAGCUGGAGUUUGAUCUGAUUCUGAACAGCCUCUCUCAACCCUUUUCACUGGAAGAACAGGAACAAAUGUUAUCAUGCUUCAGCUUGGAUAGCUUCCUCGCAUCAGAUGCUAGUGAAAAGGGUUCAUUGAAAAUGUCCCACAGUCUGAAGGACACCAUGAGUUCAGGUGUACAUUCCUGGAACAGCCAAGCAGAUGGCCAGAGCAGCAGCUGGAACAGCUGGCUGAAUCGUAGCAGGAAUACAGAUAUGCCCACUUAUGUUAACGGAGUGAAAAUUGAGAUCUGCUUGCUUAGUGGGGAAAGCCUCCACAUCAGAGAAUUCCGUGGAACUAAGGUGGGAGAUGUUGCCACUGGAAUCAGCAGCCAGAUACCAGCCCCUGCAUUCAGCUUCUUCACAAAAGAAGGCGAUCCUGUUCAUUGUGACAUGGCGGUCCCUGAUUCAGGCAUUGAACUUCAGUGCACUUUGGCUCCUGAUUGCAGUUCUGGCUGGAAGUGGAGGGUCAAACAUGGUCAAUUAGAGAAGCGGCUGUGCAAAGAUACCUCAUUCACAAAACCUCAACUGGCACGUUCUGAGCUACAUCUGGAGUAUGUUCACUCGUAAUUGUUUUUGGCUGAACUUUGAAAUUAUAUAGAAAAGAUAAAUCCAAUUGAAAAAAUUGGGGGGGGGGGUUAAAAACAUGUCUGUUAUCCUUCUCUAUCAAAGAAAAUAAUUUAGUUGCCUAAAUUCCAAUUAAAUUUUCAAGAUUUUCUACUUCCUCUUCCAAACAUGCAUACUUCUUUACCAAGGCAAUGAACAGCAUCUUUUCAAUCCAUCUUUUCAAAUGUAAUUCCUAGGCAGCUGGAGUGAAUGUGCAAAUUACAAGAAUUUGGCUAUAUAGCAACUCUAAACUCUAUGUUUCUCCUUGUAAACGUCUCAUUUCACAUUAAAGUUAAAUGUCUUCAUUUCUGACUUGACUUCACUAUUGGAUAAUAAAAUUUGUCUAUUGCUACUUUUACUGGAUUCUAAAUCUACUGUAAUUCUAAACAAAUAGAUUAUUUUUUAGAAGCUUGAAGUUGUGCCUUAAUAAUUGGUUGUUUCUUAAUUGGCAAGAGGCUUUUGUAGUCUGGUCUAUUAGAAGUUGUACUGCUGCAUUUAAAAUGGAUCCAAUUGCUUGGAUGUCCUGCUAAUUUGAUUGUAGUUGUGCUCUAAGAGGCAAUAUCUUCCCAGUUGGUACAACAAAAAGCUGAAAUAGGCCACUGAGUUUUUAUGAUUGUAUGUAAUUUCAGUUGUCUGAAGUUCAUGUUGUGGUCCCUAUUUAAUUUUGCGUAAAAUUAAAUGCUAUUCAGAAUUGGAAUGAUUAUUCUUGCAAUUCAGUAACCUAAUGAACUUAUCGAGUUUGGUGGUUUACAAAAUUGCCACAAGUAUUGGGAGACACUAUAUCUCCUCAGGACCAUGAUGGCUGAUGAAAAUGGCAAGCAGCCUCUAAUUUUGCCAUUGAAAACUUAAAUUUAUAAGUACUGUUGUUUGGGAUUGCAAUCUGUAAAAUCAUUUUGUACUGUAUUCUCUCAGUAGCUGGUAGAGUUCAUGUGAAAGAAAGAGGGUUUUUUUUUUUUUUGAAAUGCAAUGCUUCAUUAUAGAAAAUAAGUAUAAGAAACUUACUUGACAUGACUUCAUUGUGGGCAGCAGCAUUGUGGGUGCAAGCGGCAGGAAAGAGUUGACACGAUGUUCUGGGGAACGUCCAAGGCAUCCGGCUCCAUUGUUCCUUCAGGAACCUGGUUGCUUUUAUCCAACUUGAAUCAGAUGAUUUGGAGAAAUGCCAUGUCUUUCAAAAUGUCUUUCUCCUGGUUGUUUUUAUCCAGCCUGAACAGACUAAUUUGGAGAAACACCAUGGAAUCAUCACUUAACAAAUCUGACUUGCUUUUCGGUUUGACUGCAGGAGGCUCAACUAAAGCGUUCUCUGAAGGGCACCUGGGUAGGUUUCUCAACAGUAUAUUUGUCUUGGCAAUAACAUUGGAGCUGAACAGCAUUUUUUGUGACUGAUGAUCAGUCUGAGCCAGAUUCUGAGCUAGGGCCUCCUUGAGAGCAAGGGCUUGGUUGAGUUCUGUAAGCUCCUUUGACGGCUGAGCUAGCUGGAGGGCAUGCUGAGCAGUGUAGUUGUCUGAAAACAGAGGAGCCUCCAGUUUUACUGUGGACGUUGAAUUGAUUUUCUCCAGCAUCUCUGGAGAAUGACUGGCUGCUUCAUUUUUCUCGAGAACUGAGUGGUCUUUUUCCAUCAGAGAAUGAUUUUCUAUCGGCUCACCCCAAAGCCUCCAGGCGCAGCUCAAAAAGGACCCUGAAAGGGAAACCAUGGCGGAUCUGCCCUUGUUUAGUUGUUCUAUCUAUCUAUAUAGCUGGAGAGAUUGGGUAAAUUCUAUUUUUUACUGUCACCUAGUUUCAGGUUGGAACUCAAGAAAUGAUUUUUAAAAAUUAUAGAGAAGAAACUGGCUGUAGAGCCAAUCACAGCUGUCAAUUUAUUCCUAACUGUGGAUAACAUAUUUUUAAAAAAGUACAAAUUGCCCUCUAUAGAUUGUACAGCUUGGGGAGCUUAUCCAUUCUGUUUGUGGAAAGGAAAAAACAGCUCCUAGUUACCAAUACAUUUCUCUAAAUGUUCCUAAAAACAUCAUUUGUGGAAAUCUUGACUCUUUCAAGCACUUUUCUUAAUUUGCAAGAAUAGCUGACUUAUGAUCCAGUCAAGAGAAAAGAAAUGUAGCAAAAUGAAGUAUCUAUAUGCAACGGGAGUAAACUGACACAUUUAGAAAAAUCUGAAAGUUUAUCAUGAUAUCUUAGGUAUCUGCGGCUGUAAUCCAGGGGUCUUUCCUCUCCAGUUCUUAAAACAUUAAUCUGCUUGCAGCAUAUUGAUUCCUGCAAAUGAAGUAGCAGACCCUAAAUCAAGAAAUAGGGAUCUAGAUUAAUGUACAGAAAAGCACAUUAUUUUUUCUUCUUCAUGCAUUUACUUCAUGCAUACUUUUCUCUUUUUGUUUUGUUUUUUGGUAUAAAGAAAGAAGUUAUUUUGUCAGAUUUGCAUUGUGAUAAUGUAAUGAUAGCGAGCUCAUAGAUCAUGUUAUGUCUCUGCAGGUGUAUGUUCUUUUUUACUGUGAUAUAUAAAUCAACUUUGUGUAGCAUCAAGCCAAACCACAAUGGCAUAUUGAACAAAUGAUGAAACUCAUUUGGUCAUAGUAUUUAGGGGCACUAUAUGAACCAAGCCAUUUUUUUAAAACUCUAGAGAAUUUAGGCUAAAAUAUUAGCUUUCUGUGUGAGCUUUCUGUGUGAAGAAUUUAUUAACUUCCUUGCUUCCAGUGUUUAAACUGUUAAAUAACCAAUUUCCUUGCAAAAAUGAGCUUAGAAGUUUGUCUAUUUUUCCAAUGUUAAAAUUAUAUUGGUUUUGAAAAAGCCAAGAGAUGGAAUGCUAGAAAGCCUCAGCCUUACAGCCUGUUGUCUUAGAUACUUUCCCCUCCAGUCCAGCUUCAGAAAUGCCACAAAGCUUUUUAAAAUGAAUAGAAUGAAAUAAUUAUUUGGAACAGCUCUUUAGACUGGAGUUGCUUUUGCCAAAACCAGGGUAGUAACCAGAGUGGCCUAAAGAUCCUUCUAAACUGUGUUCUUAAUACUUCAAUUAAAAGUGUUCAUUUUGUUGUUUUCAACUUAAAAUAUAUAUUUUAAUGGAGGGGGGAAAGAGGGAAAAGUAAGAACGUACAGAUAGAUUUUAAAUGAAAAUCACUGAUUAUGUUCAUGUGAUGCACUGAACCACAAACUUGCCAGCUAUAGUUAGUCUGGUGUGUUCUGAAAAGACCUGUGCUAUGUUAGUUUAGGGUUCAAUGUGCGGUUUCAGUCCAGAAAAGUAAAUUUUAUUAAUUGUGGAUAAUCAUGUUAUACAAGCACAAUAUAUAUUGUCUGUGAUUCUGUGAAGAUUAAGAAUGACUGAUGUUAUUUUUAACUGUCAAUGAAGUUGUAACCCAAAUGAAGCCUAAAUGUACCUUUUUCAAUCAAGGAAAUUAAAUCACAGUGCCUUUAGCUCA